UGCUACCAAGAAACCAAGAAACGUCUCUGACAUUGUCACGAUCUCGCCGGCAGAUGGCGCUGCGGCGACGACGUGCACGGAGAGCCGGAGAGCGCGCGUGCACGGACCAGAGCGAGCACAUGCUCGCGCGUUACAUAGAGACUUUGUUUACAAAGAAUAUGUGCGUUUGUUUCUGUUUGGUUUCCACCCUGUUCAGUCGUUGUUGGUUUUCGAGGGAGUGUAAUGAUUGGUACCAGCUGUCAGCACUCAAGGUAGUCACAGUUGUUAUUUAAACCCCUCGCGUUGCUGUGCACUUGGCGCAGUAUUAUGUACCGAUUAGGGUAAUGGUGCCACGCGGUAAUGUUUCCAUGUUAUGCUCAGGUUUCAUGUUUCAUUCCAUAGUCUAAGUUAAAUGAUUGCCAUGUCUAGUUUCUUGUUUCAUGCCAUAGUCCUAGUUAAAUGAUUGCCAUGUCUAGUUUCUUGUUUCAUGCCAUAGUCCUAGUUAAAUGAUUGCCAUGUCUAGUUUCUUGUUUCAGGUCAUAGUUAAGCGACAGAUGAGUAUCAUUUAAGGGGGUAAUUGUGAUAAGCGGUAGUGAUUCCAAGACGUUCUAAGUUUCAUGUUUCAUGCCUCAGUUCGAGUUCUCGUUUAGACCUUGGUUCCCGUUUUCUUGUACGCUGACUGUAGUUGCCAAUAAAGACUUCGAUCUUGCACUUACUUCCUGUUCGUAGUCACGACACGUAACAGAUAUGAAGAUGUUGGAAAAGUUACAGCUUUACUUCUGACCGUUAUACAGCUCUGACACGGGAGACUCCAGAAAUGAAUAAAUGUUACAUAAACAUCUCCUUACAGAAAACUUCUCCAUAUCAACAAAGUUCAUGUGGAGCAUCAAGUACUUGUGAAGUACCUGUGGAUGAGCUGUUCUGUUAGAACAAGUGCAUUAAUACAAACCCGUGCCUUGCAGCUGCACUACUGACUAAUCACAACUUUUUUUUUUUUCUUUCCAGUAUCGCUUUUAUAAUAAACCACUUUUAGCCCGCUUCACUUACUGUCUGUGCUGAUAUCUCUGAAACGACACAAGCCCCUAUACAGCAAAAAUAAACUCACCACCGUUAGCACCACCCUUCUGCCUCAGGAUCACAGAGCAGGUGAGGAACACGCCCAGGUUUUUUUUUUUUUAUAGGUUAGGAUAGGUGAUAAAAGCACAACACUUUGCAUUCUCAGGCAGACCGAUGUUUGUACUCGGAAUACGCUGACAUUUAAAGCAUUUCCUGCUAAAAACGAAUUCAGGGAGCCCAAUGGAAAUCAGACGGGAUAUGAACGAACUCCUGAGCUGGAGCAAGCAGGACGAAGAUCCUUUCGAAAACACAGAACAGGCUGACGGAGGCUGCAGCACCAACGACUUCAGCGGCGUCCACGGUAAAGAUCUCCUUCCUGCAGAGAAUGGCGAGGAGUUAACCAAACACUUCCUGCAGGAGCUGCUGAACAUCCUGCUGGCGUACAUCAGCAAGUCUAUGAACCGCAGCUCCAAAGUGCUGGACUUCCACCAUCCGCACCAGUUGAAGGAAGGACUGGAGGGCUUCAGCCUGGAGCUGCCAGAGCAACCGGACAACCUCGAGCAGCUGCUGGUGGACUGUAGGAACACACUGAAAUAUGGAGUGAAAACAGGUCACCCACGAUUCCUCAACCAGCUCUCAAGUGGACUGGACAUCAUUGGACUGGCAGGUGAAUGGCUCACAUCGACUGCGAACACAAACAUCUUCACCUAUGAGGUUGCUCCAGUGUUUAUCCUUAUGGAGGAAGUCCUUCUGAAGAAAAUGGAGUCCAUCAUCGGCUGGUCUGAAGAGGAAGGAGACGGAAUCUUCUGCCCGGGUGGUACAAUAUCAAAUCUCUACAGCAUCCUGCUGGCCAGGUAUCACUACUUCCCACAAGUGAAGGCUGAGGGCAUGCAGGCACUACCUCGCCUUGCCCUGUUCACCUCCACACAUAGCCAUUAUUCGAUCAAGAAGUCUGCAGCGGUUCUCGGGAUCGGCACUGACAACGUCAUCGCCGUGAAGUGUGACGAAAGGGGCAAAAUGAUUCCAGCUGAACUAGAAUCCAGCAUCAUGGCAGCAAAAGCCAAGGGUCUGGUACCGUUCUACGUGAACGCCACGGCAGGAACCACGGUCUACGGCGCCUUCGAUCCUUUCACGGACAUCGCAAACAUCUGUGAAAAACGUGGCCUGUGGAUGCAUGUCGAUGCAGCUUGGGGAGGCGGAUUACUGCUGUCCAAGAAGCACAAGAUCAAACUGCAGGGCAUUGAGAAGGCUUCUUCCGUCACAUGGAAUCCGCACAAGAUGAUGGGCGCCCCGUUGCAGUGUUCCGCCAUUCUGGUGCGACAGAAGGGUCUGUUGGAGGCGUGCAAUAAGCAAUGCGCCGAGUAUCUCUUCCAACCCGACAAGCAGUACGACAUGUCUUACGACACGGGAGACAAGACCAUCCAGUGUGGGAGGCACGUCGACAUCUUUAAGCUCUGGCUCAUGUGGAAGGCUAAGGGAUCAGAAGGUUUCGAAUCGCAGAUCAACCACUGCCUGGAGAAUGCCGAGUAUCUUUACUACAAGCUGAAGAGCAGAAAAGAUUUUCAGCUGGUCUUCCAAAGCAAACCCGAACACAGUAACGUGUGCUUCUGGUACCUGCCGAGCCGAGUGAGGAACAUACCCCCAGGUCCUGACAGAGACAGAGAACUUCAUACGAUCAUUCCAAAGAUCAAAACCAAGCUGAUGGAGAAGGGCGUGGUCAUGAUCGGCUACCAACCUCUCGGACAGAAGCCCAACUUCUUCCGCUGCGUCUUCUCCAACCCGGCCACGCAGAAGCAGGACGUGGACUUCCUGCUGGACGAAAUCGCGUGCCUCGGAGCCGAGCUUUAAGAGCGAACGAGUCUGCGUCUCGCGUCCCUGUUUAUGGACUUAGAACUGAUUAAUAUUAUUCUCGGGGGUGUAAUCUAUUUAAGACGUUUUCGUCUGUAGCGCGGUGCAGCGACUUAAAACUAAUUUGCAUGAUUUGUCUCGCUUUACGUCGUUCGUUUCUGGGAACGUUAGCAUAUUCGGUACGAGAUAUAUAUACGUGGGAUAUAAUUAAGAACGCACAAUUCGUUUUAGUUGUGGACGUGAAGUUUUUUAAGUAUGCACCAUACAGUUGUAAGGAAGGCUGAAAUUGUCUCGAUUUCUGCUCCUAAAAUGUGAUCUGAAUUUCAUUCCAAAUGCUAGAAGGAACGACUAGCUCGUGUUAGACACUUUAAGGCACAGUAGUCACUUUAAGGCAAGCCUCAGAUGCUAGAGCACAUAAAUAGGCGUUGUAGCAUGACACCCUGAUAGUUGGUGACUCAGCGCUCCAUAUGUGUCAGUUUAAACCCUGAGAAAUUUCUGAGAGCGACGCCUCGGUUUACCGAGACAAUAUUUCACUGGUUAUGUAAUAACCUGAAGCCUAGAGUUAUCCGCGACAUAGCUUGAGGUCAUAAGGCUUUCGGGGUCCCUGUGUGCACUAUCAGGAUGUAGAGCACUAUGCACUGGAAUAAAAUCCUGAUUAACUCAUUAGCUGUUAAACUUAUGUUACGUUAGCGUAAAGUUUCCUCGUAUGUGUGUGCAGGCUCUUGUUAAGGUUCUCUUUAAAAGUUCUGGGUUCUCUUACAGGAGGAAGAUAACAACGACUGUUUUUCCGUGCACGUCAAAUUCCGAUCAAAAAUCCGACGUUUAUAUGCGUGCGAGAAUCGGAAUAUUCCUGUAUACGCGGUUGUCGUGAGUGUUGCCGUUCCUAAAUACCUAGCCUACAGAUAAGCGCUAAGCAUCUGUUAGCACCCACAAUUCUUUACGGCCCGAGCAUGCGCAUAUAUCUCCUUUUGAGUGGAUUUUCCGAAUAAGGUCUUUACAUGCAACAAAUUUCCGAUUACAACAGGCAUAUUCCAGAGGUGGGAAUCAGAAUUUGGGGAAUCUACUUGCGGCGUUUACACGACUCGAUAUUAAUUAGCAUGUGGCCAAAUUUAGACUAAUAUCAGAAUGUUGAUGCGCAUGUAAACGUAGUCGUUGUGAGUUGUGUUUGACAAUGCUGCUGAAAAUCGGAUUCGUCACAGUGAUAUGUACGGUGAAUGUUCAGUGAUACGUGCGAAUUUUACCUUGUCGCCUGGUGACGCUCAGGUAGCCUUCAGUAAAAAUAGUUUUUAAAAAAUAAUUACAUUUAAAAAAAACUAUGUACAGUGGAUAUAAAAAGUCUGCACACCCCUGUUAAAAUGUUAAAGUUAAAUCAUGUCAGAACCUUUUUCACCUUUAUUGUGAAAUUGCAUCAUAUAAUAAAUAUCAAGUGACCAACACCCGGGGGGGGGGGGACAAAAAACUCCCAAUCCCCAGCCUGCGUAAGUCUGCACACCCUUUUAUAAUUGGGAAUGUAGCAGUGUUCCGAAUCAAUCCAUCACAUUCAAACUCAUGUUCAAUACUAAUUAGUGUACACUUGCCAUCAAUUAACAUGACUGAUUAACCCCCAAAUAAAGUCCAGCUGUUCCUAUAGGAUUCUCCUGACAUCUUCUUGGAACUGGAAAAGCCACGGGCAACAAAGAGCUUACAAAGCAGGUACGGGCUCUCGAUGUUGAAAAAUAUCAAUCAGGAGAGGGUUAGAAAACACUUCCAAGGCACCGGAUAUACCAUGGAACGCUGUAAAGACAAUCAUCAACAAGUGGAGAAAACAUGGCACGACAGUGACACCGCUAAGAGCAGGGCGUCCCUCUAAAACUGAUGAGAAGAUCGGGAGAAACCGGUCAGGGAAGAUGCAGAGAGGCCUACGGCAACGUUAAAACAGUCUGGAAAGUACUGGUUGUUCCCUACAUGUCAAAACAAGCUCCUGAAUUUUUCAUAUCUCGGGGCUGUGGGGUAUGUGGGCAAGAUGGAAGACUUUUUUUAAGUAAAAAAUGUCAUGAAAAAUACACCGAAAAUUUCCCAAAACUAUGUGGAAUAAUGUGUUACGGUCUGAUGAGACCAAAGUUGAACUUUUUGGCCAUAAUACCAAAAGAUAUGUUUGGCACAAAAAAAAACCCAGCACAUCACUAAAAGAACACCAUCCCUGUGGGGAAGCACGGUGGUGGCAGCAUCGUACUCUGUUUACUCUGGGCUGUUAUUCUUCAGCUGGAUCUGGGGCUUUAUUCAGGCUGGAUGGAAUCAUGAACAGCUCCAAAUACCAGUCAAGUUUGGCACAAAACCUUAAGUCUUAAGUAUUAGUUUAGGAGAGUGUACACUUAUCCAACCAGGUUAUUGUACUUUUUUUUUUUUUUCCUUUUCCCCCACUAAAACAGUUCUUAUUGUUUUUCACUUCAACUGAUAGGUUAAAAUUUCACAAUAAAGGUAGAAAAGGUUCCGACACGAUCGUGUAUCCUGGUUUCCUUUUUUUUUUUCUACAUCACAAAAACCUGCCAUUUUAUCAGGGGUGUGUAGACUUUUUAUAUCCACUGUAAGUUCUACCCCGUGACAAAGGAUGCUGGAUCUGUUUAUUUUUCUCUGUAGAGACUCCUCCGGCACAGAAACUGGAUUUCUCUUACAGUCUUAGGCCUGGAAAUGGGAUGAGAUGACGAAGUUAAAAAUGCUAUUUAAAAAAAAAUGUUUUCUUUCUUAUAUGAUUGUUACAGAUUAAUCGUAGAAUAUUACCAAAGAUGUGAGAAUUUAUUUAUUUUAUUUAUUUUUUUUAGAUUUUCAGGUUGUCUUUAAAAUCCCUCGAAUUCUUCUCAUCGUUAUUUUUCUGUUGACCGUGACUUCUAACGAAUUGAAACUCAUCUCUUGUAUAUUAGAGUGAGGGACACGCCCAUUAAGUGAACCAUUAGAACGGCGACAUGCUUACAAAGAGUGUAAUUCGACACAUGUUCCGGUUAGUUCAGGUGUGGGUUUGACAUGCCCUGUGAUGUAAAAACAAACAAUAGUGGUCAGCUGCUCUUUACUAUGGGCUUCUAUUCAAGCGCACGAUGGUGCAUUGAAUAACGCGGAACAAAACGCUCAUAGAACAGGAAAUGGCGGCAAAGUGACUUCUACAGACCACAAGCAGGCACAAUUACACAGAAAAUGUCUGGUAAAAGUUUAUUCGUGAACGAAAUUCAGAACCUUUAAGUUCUCCUUAGGAGUGAGUGACUUCGAAAUGUCUUUAUUUAUUAUUAGCGCUUAGCAGAAGAUCAGAUCACAUUUUGUGAGCAAGCACUUUUAAGGUUGUCUACUUCGGUCGUCCGUCAAAGAGCUCCACUAGGAAAAAAAUUCCAAGUAGGACUCUUUUCUGGAACUGAAGAAGCCUUAAUUAUCCAAUGAACCCUUAAAGAACCCUUUUUUGUGUAGGUGGUUAAGUGUGUGGUACAUUUCUCUAAAUUAUUGGAAAUUAUUU
Molecule: messenger RNA, 6358 nt
Organism: Ictalurus furcatus (blue catfish)
Lineage: Eukaryota; Metazoa; Chordata; Actinopteri; Siluriformes; Ictaluridae
Gene: gad3
Product: glutamate decarboxylase 3
Exons: 15
Coding region: 1276-2883 (535 amino acids)
Biological process (GO): carboxylic acid metabolic process
Cellular component (GO): cytoplasm
Molecular function (GO): pyridoxal phosphate binding; carboxy-lyase activity
Source: RefSeq, a predicted model, not a curated record